ACCGGGAAAUUCCUGGCGCUGGAUCUCGGCGGCACAAAUUUCCGUGUGCUGCUUAUCGAACUCGGUCCCAACAAGUUCUCCAUGGAGUCAAAAAUCUUCGCUGUGCCGCAGAAGGUCAUGCUUGGUUCCGGGGAAGGGUUGUUCGACCACAUCGUGGAUUGCUUAAGUUUAUUCACCAAGGAACACGGGGUGGCUGACUUGAAACUGCCACUUGGGUUCACGUUUUCCUUCCCGUGCAGCCAAGAAGGCCUGACGAAGGCGAGACUCGUCACCUGGACCAAAGGCUUCAAGUGUUCCGGUGUCGAAGGAGAAGACGUCGUUCGCCUGCUUCGAGAGGCCAUUUCUCGUCGAGGGGACGUCGACCUUGACGUUUUGGCAGUUCUCAACGACACGACGGGUUGCUUAAUGUCGUGUGCAUGGAAGAACCCAACAGCUGAGAUCGGCGUUAUAGUUGGGACUGGAACGAAUGCUUGUUACAUGGAAAGGCUUGAGAAUGUACUCAGAUAUCCGGAUGACGAGAGAGCCGAUGGACCUGAUCAGGUGGUUGUGAAUACGGAAUGGGGAGCAUUUGGUGACCACAACGAGCUCGACUUUGUGCGAACAAAAUACGACCACCUUAUCGACGAGCAAUCGCUCAAUCCUGGUCGUCAAUUUUUAAGUGUCCUCAGCUCAAAUUAUCCGUGUGGCAUCGGUGCGUCCGUACGAGAAGAUGAACGGAUCAUCUUGGAAGAAGAGCUGGGGCUCGACAACGUCACCGACGACGAUUGCGAGAAUGUGCGCUACGUCUGCGAGGUCGUCUCACGUCGCGCUGCACACCUCGUGUCUGCCGGCAUCGCCACUCUUUUGAAUAAGAUUCAGAAGAAGAAGGUGACUGUGGCAGUGGAUGGUUCUGUGUACCGCUUCCACCCGCACUUCCACAACCUCAUGAUGGACAAGAUUAAGCAAUUAUUGCACCCUGGUCUAGAGUUUAAAGAAAGAGGGGCUGAAAAGUCCAUGCUCUUCUACUUCUCGGGAAUGUACAUGGGGGAAAUCGCGAGGUUGGUGCUGGUGGACCUCACACACAAUGGCCUGCUUUUCAGCGGCCAAUCGUCGCCCCUGUUGGAAGAGAAGGGCCGGUUCUACACCAAGUACAUAUCCGAAAUUGAGACACAGAAGGAAAACGAGUUCGCUUUGAUGCUCUCCGAAGAUGGCAGUGGUCGAGGUGCUGCUCUGGUCGCAGCCGUUGCCAGCAGAGUCCAGCUCGCGAAAUUGAAUGCUUCUUGA
This is a messenger RNA of Notodromas monacha, 1263 nucleotides long. The record is from the annotation of a GenBank genome assembly. Lineage: Eukaryota; Metazoa; Arthropoda; Ostracoda; Podocopida; Cyprididae.